GCCUUCGUUACUUUGUACUAUACGCUAUACUGUUCUAUACGGCCUCGAAGUCUCGAACUAGGAACUACAGUGGGAAGUGGAAGCAGAAUCCCACUCAUGGAGCUGUUCAAGAUCCCUAGUUACCCCUCACUCCCAUUCUGACCUUUCAUCCUUUCUCACUUUUCUGGUUCCGAUUGCGUGUUUUGGGAGCAAUAGCGAUGGAUUCCGACAACAGUCUCCCGCUGAGCGAGCGACCGGAGUGGUCGGACGUAACUCCGCUUCCGCAGGACGAUGGUCCGAAUCCGAUUGUGGCGAUCGCCUACAAAGAAGACUUUUCGGAGCUCAUGAAUUACUUCCGAGCUGUUUAUCGAUCAAACGAGCGUUCUCCUCGCGCUCUCCGCCUCACUGCCGAAGCCAUUGCCAUGAAUCCUGGCAAUUACACUGUCUGGCAUUUCAGGCGUUUGAUUCUCGAGACUCUUAAUGUUGAUUUACAUGAUGAACUGAAUUUCCUUGACGAUAUUGCUGAGUCUAACACCAAAAACUAUCAGAUAUGGCAUCAUAGGAGAUGGGUCGCUCAGAAACUGGGAACUGAUGCUUCAAGCAAAGAGCUUGAAUUCACCAAAAAAAUUCUCUCCCUUGAUUCCAAAAAUUAUCAUGCCUGGUCUCAUAGACAGUGGGUUCUUCAGGCACUGGGUGGAUGGGAAGAUGAACUUAACUAUUGUCACGAGCUCCUAGAGGAAGAUGUUUUUAAUAAUUCUGCAUGGAAUCAGAGAUACUUUGUCAUAACCAGAUCUCCCUUACUGGGUGGCCUAAAAGCCAUGAGAGAGUCUGAAGUGAGUUAUACUGUCGACACCAUUCUUGCUCAUCCUGAAAAUGAGAGUUCUUGGAGAUAUCUGCGCGGACUUCAUGCGGGUGACACACAGUCAUGGAUUAUUGCUCCUCAAGUUUCUUCUGUCUGCUUGAAAGUUCUGAGCAGUAAAAGUAACUUUGUAUUUGCUUUGAGCACCCUGUUGGAUCUUCUCUGCCAUGGUUUCCAAUCAAGCCAAGAGUUCAGAGAUGCCGUUGAUGCUUUGAGGAUACCAGACGACAAUCAAACAGAUUCCAACCUAGCCAAAACUGUGUGCUUAAUCUUGGAACGUGUUGAUCCGAUCAGAGUUAACUACUGGCUUUGGCAGAAGAGCAAGCUUCCUCAGUAACGAGGUCAAUUCAUUAGCUUCUUUCAGCCAUCACUGAGGUUCAUUUUAAUGUCCACUGUUGAGAGUUGGAUUGAAUAUCCACAGUUCUUGGUGACCAAAUCUUGAGAAUUAUACUCUGCCACUGAAGAUAACUCUCUAAUUCAACGUGAUUUCCGUAAGAAAAAAAAAGAAAAAGAAAAAGAAACUUUCUUUUUGCUGGUGGGCUACUUUCUGUUUUGCUUGUAUCUGAAAAUAUGAAAUAUCAAACCAAGUUUUGUACAUUCAAUAUCAUUAUAAUUCUUUCGCAAUUUAUACUAAUGUACAUUAUGCAGCAAUAUGAUAUUGUGAAAUUUGAAAA
This is a messenger RNA of Benincasa hispida (wax gourd), 1512 nucleotides long. RefSeq names its product farnesyltransferase A (gene FTA). The record is from RefSeq and is a predicted model, not a curated record. Gene Ontology annotation, cellular component: cytoplasm; CAAX-protein geranylgeranyltransferase complex; protein farnesyltransferase complex. Lineage: Eukaryota; Viridiplantae; Streptophyta; Magnoliopsida; Cucurbitales; Cucurbitaceae. Gene Ontology annotation, biological process: protein farnesylation; protein geranylgeranylation. Gene Ontology annotation, molecular function: protein farnesyltransferase activity; CAAX-protein geranylgeranyltransferase activity.